UUGACUUUUCGAGAAGUUGAUCAUCCAACAAGUGUUAUCGCUAGUAGGAAGAUCAGUCAAAACAUUCAAUCAUCAUCAGCAGCAGCAUCCUCUCUGACAUCUUUGACAAACACUAGUCGACCACCAUUGUCACUAUUAGGUAUUCUGGCUGCUAAACGAAUCACACGGAAAUUUUUAUCAACAUUGGCUGAUGAGAAACAUCAAAGACGUCUGAGUACAUUCAGUAGACUAUGGAAAAUCAUGAAUCCAAAUCAUUCAGGAUAUAAAGAAGAGGAAGAAGAAGUAGAAGAAUUAGAAUUAGAAUUAGAAGAAGAAGAAGAAGUAGUAGUAGUAGUAGUAGAAGAAAAAGAAGAAGUAGAAGAAGAAGGAGAAAAAGAAGAAGUAGAAGAAGAAGGAGAAGAAGAAGAAGAAGAAGUAGAAGUAGAAGAAGAAGAAGUAGAAGAAAAAGAAGAAGUAGAAGAAGAAGGAGAAGAAGAGGAAGAAGAAGAAAGGAACUAA
This is a messenger RNA of Schistosoma haematobium, 498 nucleotides long. RefSeq lists its product as uncharacterized. The annotation marks the transcript as partial. Lineage: Eukaryota; Metazoa; Platyhelminthes; Trematoda; Strigeidida; Schistosomatidae. The transcript is spliced from 2 exons. The record is from RefSeq and is a predicted model, not a curated record.